AUGGCCUGCAUGCUCCAGUGUCCUGGUUUAGUAGGGCACGGAUGGCCGCGGAACACACCGUGGAGACAGAGGGCAUCGCUUCCAUCCCAUGUUCCUGUCCGAUGUGCUGGCGACUCGAAGCCACGUGCUUUUCUAGGAGCCCUCGUCCUCGUCACAUCCUCAGCCGCCUCCGGCGCCUCAGCCUGGGCCGCGGCACGGGUGCGGCGUUGGUCGCGGCACAGGGCUCGGCCGGCUCGGCUCAGACGGCUGCCCCGCUGGGUCGCUGGUGGAUUCCUCGUGGAAGGAAACUCCGAAACUACGAAGCUCCCCAGCGAAGUAAGCAUCGGGAAGCUGUUGACUUGGGCACGCAAGCAAGAGUUCAUGAAGGUGCACCCCGUGCUUUCCGCCAGAGCUUCUCAGCUCUCAGUUUCGGUGCCAGUUGAGGCAGGGACUCCACUCCUCGGAGUUUUGGAGGAUGGCUUUCUCUUUGAGCCUGAGCCUAGCGACGGCGAAGGGGUCUGGCAACAUCUCUACCAAGCCGCGAGGAAGCAGCAUCCUGACUGGUGGGCACUGCACCUCGCCAUUCCUUUGCUGAGACAAAGCUUCUCUGCAUCCUUCACAUCUCCUAUUUGGCAAGCCCACCUGCAGAGCAUUCCGCUGCGGCCUGCAGCGCCGCAUCUGUGGAGCUUGGAGCAGGCCAACGAGCUGCAAUACGUGGAAAUCAAGGCGGCGCUGAAGACUCGGAUCGAGGCUUUGCAAACUUUCCAUCGAGACCACAUCUCGCCUGAGGAAACGGGCUCGGCACCUUCAGUGCUCGAGCUGGGCCGUGCUGUCGCAGUCGCGGCUUCCCGCGGCAUGGAGGUGAAGCCGGGGCUUCGGGCGCUGAUUCCAGUGCUUGAUCUGAUCGGACCGCCGGAGGCAACUACCUGUGCAGGUGAGGACACUCCGGAGCCCAGCUGCCACUUCGCCAUGGAGCCAUCGGGAGGUCCGGGGGGCCGUGCCAUCGCUAUCGUCACGGCGGCAAGGGACCUGCGCGCAGGUGAAUGCUUGAGCCGCGAUGUGGAUGCCUGUGCAGACUCGCUGCUGCUGGACUGGGGCCUUGCUUCCACUAGCAGGAGAGAUGACGUCUCCAUACAUGUGGGCAUCAAGAAGGGCGUGGCCCAGUCCUGGCAAGUCUCCGCACUUAGAGAGCUCUUAGAUCUUCGGCCAGGCGACGAUGGUGGCUGGGUGGCUUCGGCAAGGGUGCGCAGGAGUUCUUCGCUUCGCAAAGCCCUGGACCCCAAACUCUGGGUGGCGGCACGUAUUCUCGGCUGCAGCUCCAAGGCCGAAGCGUUGGGAGCCGACUGGGACGUGCGCUCUCGUGAGGAGAUGCUACGUGCCGGGCUGGACGGUGUUUCGGCGGCCCAUCGGCGGCGUGCUUUGUGGGUCCUGAAACAGGCAGUGCAGAGUGCCUUGAACUACUUCGAGACGAGUGCACCAGAUGAUGAGGAGGUGAUCCGUCUCACGGAGGAUGAGCGACAACGCGUGGCAGCAGCAUACAGGUUGGGCAAGAAGCAGAUCCUCUCAGACGUCCUUGCGUUGCUUGACAAAGCUGAUGCGAAGGUUGCACGGAGACGAGCUUCGCUCGAGAAGGAGACGAGCCUUCCUGCUGUGGUGACCGGCAAGCGCAAGUCAACCAAAGGUAAAGGUUUCGGCUGA
Messenger RNA from Symbiodinium sp. CCMP2592, 1677 nucleotides. Lineage: Eukaryota; Dinophyceae; Suessiales; Symbiodiniaceae. The record is from the annotation of a GenBank genome assembly.